GUCUCCCUCUCUCUCUGUCUGUCUGUCUCCCUCUCUGUCUCUGUCUGUCUGUCUGUCUCUCAGAGAGAGGGGACCCUGAUGGGAACAGCGAUAGGAACUUGUUUCGGUUACUGGCUCGGUGUUUCCUCCUUCAUCUACUUCCUGGCGUAUUUGGUCAACGCUCAGAUCACCAUGCUGCAGAUGCUCUCCCUGCUGGGUUACGGUCUGUUUGGGCACUGCGUCGUCCUCUUCGUCACCUACAACAUCCACUUCCACUUCCUGUUCUACGUCCUCUGGCUGCUGUGUGGAGGACUGUCCACUCUGCGCAUGGUAGCGGCUCUGCUGUCCCGUACGGUGGGUCAGACUCCUCGUCUCCUCCUCUGUGGGACUUUGUCUGUCCUCCACAUGCUCUUCCUGCUCUACCUUCACUUCGCCUACCACAAGAUCGUAGAAGGUCUCUUGGACUCUCUUGAAGGACCCAACAUGGCUCCCAUGCAGCGGGUGGCCAGAGACGUGCCUGAGCUGACCCUGAAUGCCUCCAUGAGGAGCCUGGGCCCCCUGCUGAGGGCCCAGUGAACAUCUUCAUGUACAUUUUAAAUCUUUCUGUAAUGUUUAAAGUUUAAUGUUUAAUGUUUAAAGAUGUAUUUAUAGUUUCUGAACAGAGACUCAAAUAAACUGCUUUACUUUAAAUAAACGUUUACAAACUGAU
This is a messenger RNA of Anarrhichthys ocellatus (wolf-eel), 688 nucleotides long. It is a transcript of the gene yipf3, whose product is annotated as Yip1 domain family, member 3. The coding region runs from base 79 to 555 and encodes 158 amino acids. Gene Ontology annotation, cellular component: Golgi apparatus. The transcript has 4 exons. The record is from RefSeq and is a predicted model, not a curated record. Lineage: Eukaryota; Metazoa; Chordata; Actinopteri; Perciformes; Anarhichadidae.